Molecule: messenger RNA, 1344 nt
Organism: Nicotiana tabacum (common tobacco)
Lineage: Eukaryota; Viridiplantae; Streptophyta; Magnoliopsida; Solanales; Solanaceae
Product: RING-H2 finger protein ATL22-like
Molecular function (GO): polysaccharide binding
Source: RefSeq, a predicted model, not a curated record
GGGAGAUCUUGGAGAAAGGCAGCCGAGUGUCUAUCGGAUACAACAUCUCUACCUCAGGGUAGGGGUAAGGUGUUGUUGUUGUUGAUGUUGUAGUAUAUAAAAAUUAAAUCCGGGUACUAAUAUUAAGGUGAUAGUAGCUGGAAGGUCACCUUGAUACUUUGCCCGUCUAGCACUUCAGGUCUCCGGUCCACAGUCUUUACCCCUUUCCCUACUCUUCACAACCCUUUUCUUGAAAGAGAAGUUAAGAAUCUGUAAAAUCCUAGUAUUUCAUUUGGGUGUUUGUUUAGCCUCUGAAUAUAUGGAUACUCUGAUCUUCAUUUCCCUCUUCAUUCUUAUUCUACAUGUAAAAGCACAGGCAAAUACAAACACAAAUAGUUGCUCACCAAUUAACUGUGCAAAUAACUCUGAUCUCAACAUUCAGUUUCCUUUCAGACUGCAGGAAUUUCAGCCUCAACACUGUGGUCUCCCUGGUUUUGAGCUAAACUGUAAGCAAAACAGUACCAUAGUCAAUUUCCCACCUUAUGGGGAUUUAGUCAUUAAAUCCAUUUCUUAUGAUCUAAAAAAGCUUGACUUGCUCGACCCCAAAAACUGUGUUCAUGAAGUUUUCUUGAAUCUGAAUCUUUCUUACACCCCAUUUAGUUAUUACUAUAUCUUGAAGGAGUAUCAGUAUCUGAAUUGUUCAGCUCAACUUUCAGCUUCUUUUUUACAAGUUCCCUGUCUAAGUAGCUUUGCACAUCAUGUUUAUGUUGUGGAAACAUCAUUUGUCCUGCCAGAUUUUUGUAGCCAUGUUAAAACUGUAGGAAUCCCAUUUUCAUAUAGUCCUUUCCUUUCUGAUAACACUUUUGGCCUUGGUUUAACAUGGCACUUGCAAAAUGCUCAAGACAGUAUAGCAACAAAAUUUACAACUUCAGUUCAACAAGAAGCAGGACAGUUUAAAGGACUCAGUGACAUAGCAAAUGAUAAAGCCUUGGCAUGUAUUAUCCUGUUCAUAUUUAUAGUGGUGAUGUUGUUAAGCAUAAAGAAGUUAUCUCAUUCUACAAAGAGAGUGGAGGUGGAGAAGGUGAGAGAGAAUCAGAAGGAACUUCAUGCUGCCAUUUUAGGGGACUAUGAAGCUUUGAUGCCCAAAAGAGAAUUCAUGGCCAAUGCUAAGGUGUUGAUGUUGAACGAUCUAAUAUAGGAACAAAAUUGUGACAAAAACAUUCAGAGUCAAAAAUGCUUUCUAAUUGUUUUAAAAUGAUUGAGAAAAGCUCAUAAAUGUCGAAAUCUAUGUGGAAACUUUUGGUGAGCUAUUGAAUACCAAAGUUCAUGCAAACGAGUAAUAUGAAGAAAUUGGAUGUUCUUUCA